CGUGCACGGUCUGCGCGCGCUGCGUGAGGACGCGUGCGCAUGCGGGCGCGCGCGGGUCCCGGUGCUGCGCCGCGGGCCAGGCAGUGCGCCUGUGCGGCCGGCGCAUCCCGAUGGAGCGCAGCGGCGGCUUCGGGGCGGGAUCCCGGGCGGAGGGGGCUGCGCGGGGCACCCCUCUUCCUGGGAAGAUGGCCGAACCGGGCGCGGUGCGGACCUCGCCACCCAACCACCGGUCUCCAGGCAUGGAUGGAUUUUUGAAAUCCGACGAGAGACAGAGAUUGGCCAAAGAAAGACGAGAAGAAAGAGAGAAAUGUCUGGCCGCCCGGGAACAGCAGAUCCUGGAGAAACAGAAAAGAGCCAAGCUCCAAUACGAAAAGCAAAUUGAGGAGCGAUGGCGCAAACUGGAGGAGCAGCGGCAACGGGAGGACCAGAAGAGGGCUGCCGUGGAAGAGAAGAGGAAGCAGAAACUUCGGGAGGAGGAGGAGCGGCUGGAGGCGAUGAUGCGCCGGUCCAUGGAACGCACGCAGCAGCUGGAGCUGAAGAAGAAGUGUUCAUGGGGAGCACCGCUGGCCACGGCGCCCGGAGGACGUGAUGGUGAAACAGGAAAUACCCCACCCCCUCCUCUAGGUUUAGCAGCCAGCACCCUCCCUCCGGAUGCAGGGACCACUGCCGCAGCUGCCGAGCCCACCAACGCAUGUGACAAACUUUCAACAUCAACCAUGAAUUUGCCAAAGCAGACGGAGCCUCCCAUGAGUAAACGCCUGUCUUCAUCCACCGUGGCAAUAUCCUAUUCCCCAGACCGAGCUCAUCGCACGCACCUUAGUCCCAUGGAAACCUUUCUUGUUAUGCGACUGUUGACACCCACACAGGCUUCUUUAGCCAGAAGCAGAAGUGCACUUAUGCUCUCUGAGCAGACCAGUGACUCAGUAUUUCAUACCUGUCCUCGUAUAGCUCCUGCUGGCUCUCUUAAAUCUUCCUACAAGUCUUCUCCCACUCGAAACACUGAGAGGAAGAAGGCCACAUCUACACCUGGCGCAGGAGAUGCUGGAAAAGGAACCCCUGCAGGAGCAGAGGCCUCUCCGACGGAGAAAAAGAGGGGGCAGCGAGUGACAACUUCUACUCCCACUGGUGGCCUUGGAUCCCCUCUGAGAAGAUGCGAGUUUUCUGGAGGCGUUUCUAAGAGAUCAUCUUCUCCCGUGAUACCCAAGACGCCUUCGAAAGCAUAUCCACCGUCUCCAAAGACGACGAAGCCACCGUACCCAGGGUCUCCUGUGAAGUACCGUGUUCCUGCCCUUCCCGGCCAAGAAACACCCAAAAAGAAAGCAGAGAAAGAGAAGAGCAACAAGGAAAGGGAAGGUGCCUUGGCUCAGCAGGCUGCUGGGCCACCCGGCGAGGAAGCCCCAGAGAAGCACGUGGCAGACAAACAUGCCAGCGAGAAGCACGCCGCUGCGGCGGGGAAGGCCGAGAGCAGCGCAGCCUUGGGGAAGCCCACAGCCGGCACAACUGACGCAGGAGAGGCGGCAAAGAUCCUGGCUGAAAAGAGAAGACAGGCCCGGCUGCAGAAGGAGCAGGAGGAGCAAGAACGACUGGAGAAAGAAGAGCAAGACAGGCUGGAGAGAGAGGAAUUGAAAAGAAAGGCGGAGGAGGAAAGGCUUCGCCUAGAAGAAGCAGCCCGUAAGCAGGAAGAAGAAAGGAAGCAGCAGGAAGAGGAAAAGAAGCGGCAGGAAGAAGAGGAGAAAAGAAAGGCCGCAGAGGAGGCCAAGCGGAAGGCUGAGGAGGAGCUACUGUUGAAAGAAAAGCAAGAAAAGGAAAAGCAAGAACAAGAAAAGCAAGAGAAAGCCAUGAUUGAAAAGCAGAAGGAAACAACAGAAACAAAGGCCCAGGAGGCAGUUAAACAGAUGCGUCUGGAAAGGGAACAGAUCAUGCUGCAGAUUGAGCAGGAGCGACUGGAGAGGAAGAAGAGAAUAGAUGAAAUCAUGAAGAGAACAAGGAAGAGUGAUGUGUCUCCAGAAGUGAAGAAAGAAGACCCCAAAGUGAUGAUUCAGCCUGCUGUGUGUGUGGAAAAUAAGACAAAACCAGAUGUCCCCAACAAAAUAGAAAUCAAUGGAUUGAACACCUGCCAGGAAGUUAAUGGUGUGGGGCGUGCUGCCCCAGAAACUUUUCCCCGAGACAUUUUCUCUAAUGGGCUUAAACCAGUCGGAGGACUUGUUCAUCUGGAUGCGCUUGAUGGGAAAUCAAACAGUCUGGAUGAUUCCACCGAAGAAGUUCAGUCUAUGGAUGUGAGUCCUGUUUCAAAAGAAGAGCUUAUCUCUAUCCCAGAAUUUUCUCCAGUGAGUGAAAUGAUCCCUGGGGUGUCUCUGGACCAAAAUGGAACUGGUAAUGCCCGAGCGCUUCAGGAUCUCCUAGAUUUCACUGGGCCCCCUACGUUCCCCAAGAGAUCCAGUGAGAACCUCAGCCUGGACGACUGUAACAAAAACCUCAUCGAAGGAUUUAACAGUCCUGGCCAAGAAACCGCUCUGGACACCUUCUGUUGACAAGUACCGCAUCCCUCUAAUGAAAGGUGGUGUUUGGAGAACCCGUGCAGCUGCUAGUGGUCAGAUCCAGGCUGCUGGCCACCUGAAGCUUCUGUCGCCCUUCACCGCUGGCUUCCAAGUUAUUAGAGCAGAAUGUCACUGUAUUCCUAGGUAGUAUGUCAAACACUGGCCACUCUUGGUAGAAACCUUGAGGCUUUCGCCUUGUUGGGCUUUAGCAAAGUUUCAUUUUACAGUUCUCUUGAUGAGCUUCAGCCGCUGACAAAGCACUUCCUGUACUUCUCUAUUAUCAUAGUGACCUUCUCAAUAAGCUGAGUGAUUCUGGCUCGGAAAUUCACUUUAUAACCAUUCUUAUUCCCAAAGUUGGCACACAUGAACAUCUAGAUGUCUUUUCCUGUAAAAUAAUCGAGACAUUUACCCAAUCUCUAGUUAAAUAUAUACUCAACCUGGGCUGCAUAUCUCCCUGUCUUUGUUGAGAAAGAAAAGAAAUUUAGGAGUCCCCCCCCCUUUCUCUGUUGGAGGGUACUAUCAAGAAGCCUCUUGUUGUUAUUAUUAAGCUUUGCCACCUGCAAAUGCAUUGCCCCACGUUACUCUGUUGGGGCUAAGGCAGUAAGUUUGGUUGAGUAAGGAAGUAAAAACAGUGUGUAAUGAUUUGUUUUUUAUGCAUAUUCCUGUAUAUGUGGGCAACUGAGUCUAGCCAGGACCCUUUCAUGUCACACCUUAAAAUCUCUGUACUGUAGUCACUCCAAACCAUCGAGUGGCUUUCCCACUGAAUGAAUCUGAAUCAGGUAUCUCACGUGCAGGUGGCUGGUUUUCAUGUUCUUGCUAUUGUGUUUCUACUGGAUCUUGGAAGUUUUUGUUGUUUGCUCCUAUGUUUGCCCAACUGUAAGAAAACCAGGCACAAAUGAAAAUCAUGGUGCUCUGGGGCAAAGGGGCUCCAAAUUGGACCCAGUAUGUCACUUUAUAAGGCUUUAACAUAAAAAAAAAAAUUGAAGGGGGGACAAAAUGACACUAGAAUGUAUACUUCACACGUUUUAUGCCAUAUAAUGGUGUGUUUUCUUAAUUUUGUCUCGUGGCAAAAUGUGACUUUUAGAUUAAAAUAACCUUUUCUUCUUUGACACUUUUUGUUUUGACUUGUACAAUUAAGGGCUUAGAAAGUUCCAUAAUUCUGAGAGAGGUUUGCAACCAGGAGAUAUAAAGAAGUCUCAAUAGUAAUCUUGUUCAUGUGCUUUUAAAGCCAGCUACACUUUAAGAAUUUAUUAGUUAUGGAAACUGUGUAUGUGUAUGUGUAUAUACUAAAUAAAAUAUAUGCCUCCAAAUAAUGCAGUGCCAUUGAUCUUGAUGAACAGCAGGGGGGAAAUCCCUUUUGUGACAAGCACACAAAAAAUGAUAGCAUGGUCUGACUUUGAAAAAAAAUGCCUUGUCAUCUUUCUUAUAGCUUUAUUUUGCUAAAUGUCUGUUUUGUGAUCUGUUUUCCCUCACAGCACCAUUGUGACCAUGCUGAUACCUCGUUUGCAUGACGUGUACAUUGUGUUUAAUGUGAAAUACAUUUUCAUUGAAGAGUC
Molecule: messenger RNA, 4093 nt
Organism: Microcebus murinus (gray mouse lemur)
Lineage: Eukaryota; Metazoa; Chordata; Mammalia; Primates; Cheirogaleidae
Gene: MAP7D2
Product: MAP7 domain containing 2
Biological process (GO): microtubule cytoskeleton organization
Cellular component (GO): microtubule cytoskeleton
Source: RefSeq, a predicted model, not a curated record